This is a messenger RNA of Hibiscus syriacus, 411 nucleotides long. RefSeq lists its product as uncharacterized. Bases 1 to 396 code for a protein of 131 amino acids. NCBI's taxonomy places the organism in Eukaryota, Viridiplantae, Streptophyta, Magnoliopsida, Malvales, Malvaceae. The record is from RefSeq and is a predicted model, not a curated record. The transcript has 2 exons.
AUGUCACGAGUAUAUGCCGUUUCUAAUCACUACGACCGCCAUUGUGUCUGGGAGGAGGUCGCACAAAAUAAGAAGCUGAACAAGUAUAAUCAUUCAGUCAUCGACGAGCAAUUUGAAUUCUAUCAGGCUGAUGGACUGAAAAAAUUCAACGCUUCGGAUCCUAGCAAGCUUCUUCCUAGCAAUGUGCCCGAAGGUUCUUUCAUUGUUAGAGCACACACCCCAAUGUCGAAUCUGUUCUCGUGUCUUUGGUUCAACGAGGUUGAGUGGUUUACUCCCCGCGAUCAGCUAAGUUUCGCGUAUACAUACAGGAAAUUGAGAAAGAUGAAUCCCGAUAAACCCUUUUAUCUAAACAUGUUCAAGGUGAAGAACUCCGACAGAAAUGGUUUUGGAUUUUAAAAUCGAACAACUUAU